Messenger RNA from Coregonus sp. 'balchen', 8817 nucleotides. NCBI's taxonomy places the organism in Eukaryota, Metazoa, Chordata, Actinopteri, Salmoniformes, Salmonidae. The record is from the annotation of a GenBank genome assembly.
CACGGAACUGCAUGCAAGUAAUGUCAUAUGACUUGUUCGGAACGAGAAAUAAAAUGUUGCUAAUCCGUGGAUAAAAGUGGACCUAAACAGUGAAUGAAAUCCAAAGCAAACACGGUAAUAUUGACCCUCUGUAUUUUACAUAUUCUUGUUUUUAUCAUUAAUCAUCGGUUUGCAGGUAAUAACUUUGUGAGAGAAAAACCGUAUGGUCGUUAGCUAACGUUACAUCGUAAGUAUUCGUCACGAGUGGUGACUAGCUAGGAUGGCUAACGUUAGCUAGUCAGACAGAGACAUGCGAUAAACUAUUAGCCGAUUUAAAUCAAACGGUUCUCAUCAAAUCUCCCCGGCCAGUAGAUAAUAUCGUCAAUAGGAGCUAAAGGCAGUUAGCGUCUAUGAAUGAGGCAGUGAGAAUGUUGAUGUGUCAGCUAGUUUACUGUUAAACAAACACACGCUGAAGGAUGGCUAAUCAGUUUCAGAAUAAUAUUACUUCCUUCCUUUUACAGGAGGAUCCUAAUACCAGCCUACUAGCUACAUACUAGCCUUCUUCUUGUUUCCACAGAAAUGGAGGAGAUAAGAAUAUCUCCUGAUUACAACUGGUUCAGAAGCACAGUGCCACUGAAGAAAGUAAGCAAAAACACCAUAUCGCAUUCCACAAUAGCCUAGCUAGCUUUAUCACUACAGUUGAUUCAGUUGCUGGCCAUCGUCAUAGCCAGUAUGAACGUAAAACAGUCAUAUUUAAUUUUACAGUUAUACUAUAUAUCUUCCGUUUGUUGACAUUGACGAUUCCAACACCAGUCUUCUUAAAUAUCCCUUUCAUUCACGUGAUCCCAUCUAGAAACACAGUUCAUUGUUAUAGAAUUUGCUCUAAUAUUACGUGUAUGGAAUGUUGUGCAUUUAUGGGUAGUACAUUCAUGUUUCACCUCUCUGUAUCGUUUCUCUAGAUUAUAGUGGACGACGAUGACAGCAAGGUGUGGUCCUUGUAUGAUGCAGGCCCAAAGAACAUCAGGUGUCCCAUCAUAUUCUUUCCCCCUGUGAGUGGGACAGCGGAGGUGUUCUUCCAGCAGGUCUUAGCCCUGACAGGCUGGGGGUACAGAGUCAUCUCAGUGAGUCACUGUGAAAGAACACCUUUAUGGCUUGUAGUAUCUUCAAUUCAUUAAGAUAUUCAUCAUCCACAGUCAAAUGACCAAGGUAUUUAUUUUGGAAUAUUAGAUACACUAGACUGGGUCCACUCUACAGGUUAUUUUAUGCUUAUUUAUUCAGUGUAGCGGCAACCAGUGUAAAGUAAACAUUUUGUCUGUUAGGCCAUUGUCAGUUUUUGGAAUUGAAAUUAAAAUGUACAGUUGAAGUCGGAAGUUUACGUACACCUUAGCCAAAUACAUUUAAACUCAGUUUUUCACAAUUCCUGACAUUUAAUCCUAGUAAAAUUUCCCUGUCUUAGGUCAGUUAGGAUCACCACUUUAUUUUAAGGAUGUGAAAUGUCAGAAUAAUAGUAGAGAGAAUUAUUUAUUUAAGCUUUCAUGUCUUUCAUCACAUUCCCAGUGGGUCAGAAGUUUACAUACACUCAAUUAGUAUUUGGUAGCAUUGCCUUUAAAUUGUUUAACUUGGUUGAAACGUUUCGGGUAGCCUUCCACAAGCUUCCCACACUACAUUUUGUCCCAUUCCUCCUGACAGAGCUGGUGUAACUGAGUCAGGUUUGUAGGCCUCUGUGCUCGCACACGCCUUUUCAGUUCUGCCCACACAUUUUCUAUAGGAUUGAGGUCAGGGCUUUGUGAUGGCCACUCCAAUACCUUGACUUUUUUGUCCUUAAGCCAUUUUGCCACAACUUUGGAAGUAUGCUUGGGGUCAUUGUCCAUUUGGAAGACCCAUUUGCGACCAAGCUUUAACUUCCUGACUGAUGUCUUGAGAUGUUGCUUCAAUAAAUCCACAUAAUUUUCCUUCCUCAUGAUGCCAUCUAUUUUGUGAAGUGCACCAGUCCCUCCUGCAGCAAAGCACCCCCACAGCAUGAUGCUGCCACCCCUGUGCUUCACGGUUGGGAUGGUGUUCUUCGGCUUGCAAGCAACCCCCUUUUUCCUCCAAACAUAACGAUGGUCAUUAUGGCCAAAAAAUUAUAUUUUUGUUUAAUCAGACCAGAGGACAUUUCUCCAAAAAGUACGAUCUUUGUCCCCAUGUGCAGUUGCAAACCAUAGUAUGGCUUUUUUAUGGCGGUUUUGGAGCAGUGGCUUCUUUAUAUUACACUUUUGUACCUGUUUCCUCCAGCAUCUUCACAAUGUCCUUUGCUGUUGUUCUGGGAUUGAUUUGCACUUUUCGCACCAAAGUACGUUCAUCUCUAGGAGACAGAACGCGUCUCCUUCCUGAGCGGUAUGACGGCUGUGUGGUCCCAUGGUGUUUAUACUUGCGUACUAUUUGUAUUUGCACAGAUGAACGUGGUACCUUCAGGCGUUUGGAAAUUGCUCCCAAGGAUGAACCAGACUUGUGGAGGUCUACAAUUAUUGGCUGAUUUCUUUAGAUUUUCCCAUGAUGUCAAGCAAAUACGCACUGAGUUUGAAGGUAGGCCUUGAAAUACAUCCACAGGGACACCUCCAAUUGACUCAAAUGAUGUCAAUUAGCCUAUCAGAAGCUUCUAAAGCCAUGACAUCAUUUUCUGAAUUUUCCAAGCAGUUUAAAGAUACAGUCAAUUUAGUGUAUGUAAACUUCUGACCCACUGGAAUUGUGAUACAGUGAAUUAUAAAUGAAAUAAUCUGUCUGUAAACAAUUGUUGGAAAAAUUACUUGUGUCAUGCACAAAGUAGAUGUCCUAACCGACUUGCCAAAACUACAGUUUGUUAACAAGAAAUUUGUGGAGUGGUUGAAAAACUAGUUUUAAUGACUCCAACCUAAGUGUAUGUAAACUUCCAACUUCAACUGUAUUUAAAGAACUUUGGCAAAACUGUAUUGGGACUGUGUGGUGAGAAUUUAGAAUUGAACAGUAAUGGAUGAAAGACCACAUCUAAGGAAUGCUGGUAUUUUGAUCUUUGACCUACACAGUUAAUAGAACUAAUAUAACAGUAAGACGUCAGACCUGAGGAGUGUAAUUAAGUCUUAAUGCUUUUAUAAGCAUCUUUAUGAAGAUGGUAUAUAGUUUUAAUUAGGCUAUAGGUUCUUAAAAAAUGUGUUUUUAGAUUUGUAUUGAACAUAUAGUGAGAGAGAAUGCCAAUGAGGAAAGAUAGAGGUAGGUUGUGUCUAAGGGCUGUAGGCUGGAUUCCAUCCCAUGCCGAUACUAAAGACCUGUGCUGGAGGCUUUACCUCUAGACCAGCCAGGGUACAAUACAAGUCUAUUCUUAUGUAGGAAUGUAAGUCUUCAACUAGGCUAUAUUCCAAGUGAUUUUUGUUUUACCCAGGCACCAUUGAAUGUCAUGACAUUAACAUCACACUGAGUGGCAUUGAAUUGAUUCUGGUUCCUUCUAUGUAGCUGCUAGGUUUAUCUAGUGCUUUUGAAGCUGUUAGAGAUUUGGUUCCGUUUUGUCUUAGGACUGUAUGCAAAAACAAGGCUAGAACACAUCUGAAGAGGAAGAAGUUUACCCAACACAGGAUCAUUUCGAUCUGGAUUAAAUGUUUUUAAAAAACUAGCCCCAGGGGUUCCUAGACUCGAUAUAUUCUACAAGUGAAGGUUUAUGAAAAUGACACUUUGUUUUCUCUCUUAGCUGCAGUAUCCUGUGUACUGGGAUCUCUUGGAGUUCUGUGAUGGAUUCCGGAAGCUUCUCGAUCACUUGCAACUGGAUAAGGUCUGUCAUUCCCACUUUCCCACUUCCCUGCGCUUACAUUGCUUUCUUUCCAUGUCAAACUAAUACAUGUCUCUCUAUGUAGCAAAUGUUCAAUAUUGUCAUGAUCUUUGAGACAUAAGGGACUCUUACAUGCUAAUGACAUGCCUAACAAUGCAUUAAGGCUUUAAGUAAAGUGUUAGACUAUUUCUAUUGUUAUAGGUCCAUCUAUUUGGUGCUUCUCUGGGGGGGUUCCUGGCCCAGAAGUUUGCCGAGCACACACACAAAUCUCCCAGAGUCCACUCUCUGAUCCUGUGCAACUCCUUCAGUGACACCUCCAUCUUCAACCAGACAUUGACAGCCAACAGGUACUGUCCUGGGUUGAAUUCAUUAAGACACACCACCAGGUUGUCCCGCCCUGUUUGUCUGUUUUGUUCCGUUUGGUGCCUAAUGAGUAAGACCCUGUUUUACCAUUACCGUGCUGUGGAGGAAGAACAGGGUCCUGUUCAGUGGACAAACGUUGUGGAGUGGUGCAGAUAGAAAUGUCAUGAAUAGAGCUGACACGAUUCCUUUCUCUACAUGUCAGAAAGGCAUGUUAGUUCUUCAUAAUAUAUUUAUUUCGGAACGCUCCACAAUGUUGUACCCUGCUGAAUGUGACCCAGGUGUUUGUCAAAAUGCAAAACAGCCUUUUUUAUGGUCUGUCAUUACAAAUGUAAAAUGUGUAACGUGUAGGCCUCCGUAGUUCAUGAAAGUUACAUGUUUGCCAGUCUAGCCUUACCAUUUAGCUUUGAGACACAGAAACCCUGUCUAUUCUCUACAUGUAGUUUCCUGUUCUGAGUCAUUUAAACAGGGACGCCAUGUUUCUUCUUGCCUUCCAGUUUUUGGAUGUUGCCCGCCUUCAUGUUGAAGAAGAUUGUCCUGGGGAACUUCGCUAAAGGACCUGUCGACCCCAAGAUGGCCGACGCAAUCGACUUCAUGGUCGACAGAGUAAGUUCCAGACCUCCAUUAAAGGGGCAAUCUGCAAGUUAAUGACAACAAAGGAUACCCCUGCCCCUGUUUUGGUAAACAGCUGAGCGAUGGUCUAGAGAAAUAUAACCACUCUCAAAUUCACAGCAGAGAUGCAUAUUUUGGGUUCUGAUGAGGUAUGACAGUUAGAAAUGCCUCAUGAGCUUAGUUUAAGUUAUAUUCUUCAGGAAUCAAUGGGCGUAAUGUCAUUAAUUAAAAAGUUUAAAAAAUGGAUUUACCGAUCAUAAAUUGCCCCUUUAAAUACAGUACCUCUCCAUCACCCCAACUAGAUGUUUGUACUUCAGAAUCAUAUAUGAGCAGGGUUGUGUUCAUUAAGGCAUGUUAUAAAAAAGCGUUGCAGCAGGAAGCGAAAAUAAGUGUGCCUAAUGAACACAGCCCUGGUCAGCUGAUGACUGGAAUCCUCGGGUGUACAUGUGAGUCAGUAGGGAUAUCUGAUAGCUGGCUGAUUCUGAGAAAACGUAGAGGGAGGAAUUGUGUGUUCACAUGCCAGGUGCAGGAAAAGGGUUAUCUCAUCUAAUUUCUCUCUGAAUUGGCUAACACAGCUGUGUCUGUUGUCUCUCUUUCUCUCUCUCUCUCUCUCUCUCUCUCUCUCUCUCUCUCUCUCUCUCUCUCUCUCUCUCACCACCCCUUUCUCUCUCGCUCUCUCUCACCACCCCUUUCUCUCUCGCUCUCUCCCUCUCUCUCACCAUCCCUCUCUCUCAUCACCCCUCUCUCUCACCACCGCUUCCUCUUUUGCUCUCUCUCUCACCACCUCUUUUGCUCUCUCUGUCUCUCUCUGUCUCUCUCUCUGUCUGUCUCUGUCUCGCUCCCCCUCCUAGCUGGAGAGCCUGAACCAGGGUGAGCUAGCCUCCAGACUAACACUCAACUGUCAGAACUCCUACGUGGAGCCUCACAAGAUAAAGGACCUGGCUGUCACCAUUAUAGAUGUAGGAGGAACUGCUCUUUAUUUUCAUUUCAUUUUCAUUCUUGCAAAUAUUGUUGUUGUUUACUGUACAUCUCACUUUACAUAUCAGUAAGGAUUGGCUGUUUUGUGGGUUGUGGGUGGGUCAUUGGAUCUGUAACCUGGAGAUUGUUCUUUGCUUAUGCAUAUGUAUGUGACUGUGUGUGUGUGUGUGUGUGUGUGUGUGUGUGUGUGUGUAUGUGACUGUGUAUGUGUGUGCCGCACGUUUCAUUUGGUUUAAAGGUGUUCGACCAGAGUGCCUUGUCACACGAGGCGAAAGAGGAAAUGUAUAAGCUGUAUCCAAAUGCCAGACGGGCUCACCUCAAAACUGGUGGAAACUUCCCCUACCUGUGUAGGAGUGCUGAGGUCAACCUAUAUAUACAGGUGAGCACAUUAGUUGGUAGAAGUCGCCCGUAAAGACCUGUCCAGGAUCAGAGUUUUUGUAUGUUCAAUGGUUUGGAUUAGGGGUUGGGUCAUCUGAUUCUAGAACUGUGGUUAGGGCCUUCUUCUACCUUGAGUGAGUACAUCAGGUCUAAAUGCUUAUAGUGAGAUAGUACAACAGAGGACUGAUGGGGUUAGUCUCGUUUCAAGGAUCAUUUCUAUUUCCAGUUAUUUUUAGGUGGACAUUUUUCAUUAGUCAUACUAACUGUACCAUUUAAACCACGAGACUGAAAUUAUAAAUAUGACACUAUUUAAUGUCAGGGGAUAUAUAUUUAAUGUGAUUUUCCCCUUACAUUGUAUUAGGAACAGAAAUUAAUAAGAAAGUGAAGUGAUGUCAGUGCUCAAAACCUAUUUUGUAGCACAGAUGCGGCUGGUUGGGUUAGCUUGUAGAGGAAGCUGUGGUAUUACCUCACCACUCUUGUUCUCCAUGAGCGCUUUAGUACGUUUAUCUUGGAUAUCUCAGGCUCAGCUGAUGAUGAUGGUGUCAAACUGUUCUACUCUCAUACCGUUUGUUGAUCACGAAGCUCUCAUAUGGGCAGCAAUAGGAGACAGUGCAGAGAAGCAGGGGAAAUGUUAUAGUGGAAUUUUGAUAUGCGUAGGCGAGACGUUUUAAUAAUGCAACCUAUGGGUUACGUUAUAAAGUUAGGAAUUUUCAUGCGAGACAGGAGUUGGGUUUCAGUGGGAUUGGGAUGAUUAGGAAAAUAGCCUAUGCUCUAUAUAAGGCUACUACGUGAGUCAAUAGAUCAAUAAUACACUUUAUUUACAAUACAUUAUUGCGUACUAAAUGUUUCCGAUCAGUGAUAAAUGAGCAAAUUAAUGAAUUACCUACCACUUCCACUUGUCCAGCCAAAUAUACAGAUAGAGAUUCAGUGAAGCAAAAUCACAUUGAUUGAUUAUCAGUCACAGGCUUUUGGUGGAGAGUAGGACAGGCUGAAGAGCAAAAUCCAGUUGUAUAACAUGCUAGCAAUAUUUUUCUGAUCAGCUAAUUAUAUGAACAAACUAGAAUAAAGCUGACCAGUAGCGCUAACAUUUCCCCAGCCUAAUUGUUACCAAAUAUCCAAACGGAGAUUCAGUGAAAACAAAUACGACUGAUUGAUUUAUCUAGAUGAGUCCCCCACGCUUGUCUCAAAGCAGCGUGAUGGCGCUGUCCCAAUCAAAACAGUGCUGAAAUGUAUAAUCUAGGUGACCACACACGACUAUUGCUUUAAAUUAGUAUAACAGUUGGAUAUAACUUUGGGAGUUUCAGUAUGAGCAAGAAUGUGUUACAUACAGGCAACUUUAUUCUAGUGUUUUCAUCAUUCAGUAGAUCAUAACUAAGGUGAGUUUUCCUCUCUUUGCGCUUUUUCUAGGCCCAAUGGCUGUUUCCUCGUCUCCUCACUCCGCUGCCGCCCGCCUCCACCGUGUUGUUCUCAACACCAGUUUAAAUCAAUAUAGCCUACUGUUUUGUAGAAAUCAGGCUUUUUUCUUUCUUCGAGUUUGGGCUCAUUUAAUUUCUGUGAUGUCAAACCAGGCCUGGGCUCGGGCUUCAGCUCAACGGGCUUCGGGUCCCGGGAUCCCAGUUACUGGUGUUAAUCCCUAGUGUCAAGUGUUUGUUUGACUAUGUUUAGUGGUGCUUUUCAAGAUUGUUGUCUAUCUGGUGUUUGGGGAUGCAGCCAAAAUUUCAGCUAGUACUUGGUAUUAACUAACUACAGUAGUAACUAUACUUACCUCAAAGAAGUCAGCACAAUUGGUAACUAUCUAUCUCAAGCUUACAUUCUGUACGGAUGGUCGUAUGAGUCUUCCUGCAAGUAACUUCAUAUGGACUAUUUCUGAUAAUGUUCUCUCUGUCUCGAUCCCUCUGCUCAGAUUCACUUGCGGCAGUUCCACGGGACGCGGUACGCCGCCAUCAACUCGGACAUGGUGAGCGCCGAGGAGCUGGAGGUGCAGAAGAGCCACCUGGUGAAUAGCACCGACGACCAAUGACGAGACUACAUUACCCAGUAGCCUCUCCUCUCUCCCAGCUCUGACCAACAGGCCAUAACCAUAGAAUCGGAUUGGCUGAUUCUGUGGGGCAGAACUAUGGGAACUACGUUUCCCUGACCAGCAAAACAGCCGAGAAAAUCUCAACCAUAGAAAUAUAAUGACUAGAUUCUAUUUCUGUAGUUCUAUAAUCUCAAGCACCAUCACCCAGUCGCCACGAUUGGUCACGCACGGAUCUAUGGAACCACUCGUUAAACAAGGUCAUCUCUUCACCUGAUCUCCGAUCUUGUUUUUUUCUACGAUAUUGAAUACAAUCAAUCCACAAGUUGAACUGAUACUAUUUUUACUUUACAGUAAAAAAUAUAUAUAUUUUAAUUAUCACUGUAAAUAGAGCGUAAUUGGCUACAUUGCUUUGAGAGAAGAAACGCCGUACGAUGCCAUGUUAUGAACCUUUUGCCUUAUGUGAUAUAAAUAUCAUGCAUUUAAUUGAUGUUGCACUUUUGAAUUCCAUGUUUUUCCUUCUAUGUUUAUGGUUAACUCUGCCAACUGUGGCGAUACUUGGUAAGCUAGAAAACCCAUGCACUGAUUACAGAUAUACAGCUGAGGAUGUUAGUAGGAAGAAAUUAAAUGAUGUAUAAUGUUAUAUAUUUCAUUUGUAAUUUAAUAAAGCCUUCUUGAAAACAUGCCCUGCCAUGUGCUGUUUUAGUGUUAUUUCAAC